CAAAUCGUAGUCAUGAACAGCCUCCAGAUGGGCAUCAAAGUAGUCGACAUGGGUUAUAAGUUUCGGUGCUGGAGAGCACGGCUUCCCAGUGAACUCUUCUCUUUUCUUUCUGUUCACCCCCCUCCGCUUUUUUCUUCGGUUUUCUUCUCUUUUACUUUUACAAUCUUUUUUUCGUUCAUCUGGAAAUGAACACCCUCUUCGUCUUCCUUCUUGUAUCGCUGUGCGGUAUCACCAACGCUCUUCACCUCCCGGUCGUCGCCCGUCGCCAGCAGCAACACAACAGUGGUGCCAUUAAUGUGCAGAAGCUGCACAUUGCCCAGAAUGUGGAGAAUGCAAGGGAUAUAGUGUAUGCUACGAAUAUCACACUUGGUGGCCAAACGUUCCCCAUCCAGUUGGACACCGGCUCGUCGGAUCUCUGGGUGUUGCCCCCAACCCCCCUCAGCUUUACCAAUACGACCGAUAUUGAGGUUGACCUGACGUUCGGUAUUGGUGCGGCCAAUGGGACCAUUGUAUUUGCCGACGCGACUCUCGGCCCUUACACAGUCCCCUCGCAAGCGAUGAUGAACGCCACGAUCGCCACGGACUUUGGUGCGAUCUUUGACAACGGCAUCAACGGCAUCCUCGGUCUUUCCUUUGACCUCGGUUCGAGCGUUUUCAUCGAGACCGUCGAGGCUUUUGGCGAAGGCAACCAGCAGGGCCUCAACUUCAUAUCGCGCGUGUUUGCACAGAACGCCUCCGCGCCAAACCUAUUCACCGUCCUGCUUGGUCGCUCGAACGACGAGGAUGGUCCUGAGGAAGGCGCGUUCACCAUCGGCGAGUACGUGGAAGGCUUGGAGGAGGUUGCAAGCCAAACGAAGCUCUACCGCACGCCUGCGCAGACGGUGAACAUCACUGACACCCCGCGCUGGUCCGUCAUCAUGGAUAGUAUGAUCGUCAACGGCCAGAAGUUCCAAUUCAACCAGUCGAACGUCGAUGGGAUUGAUGCCGGCAAGCAGGUUGUUGUCCUCGACACGGGUUUCACGAACUCCCAGAUCCCGCCUGCGGCCGUGGAUUUCAUUUAUAGCAGCAUCCCUGGUGCAACUUUUAACUCGACUAGCGGAACCUGGAACGUUCCUUGCGAGAACACGACUAGUCUAGUGUUCGAGUUCGGCGGCCAGAGUAUUCCGAUCCACCCUCUUGAUAUCACCACUGUCUCGAGCAACGGAAACGAAACCUUCUGCACCAAUACUUACAGCGUGCUGAUGAACACUGCCAGUCCGAUCAACUUGCCUCCUGGCGCCGUCUCUGGCUUCGACUUCAUCUUGGGUGACUCUUUCCUGAAGAAUGUCUACACUUCCUUCGACUACGGUGACUUCACCCCGGAUAACGCCACUGCCGAUGUUCCCUUUGUCCAAAUGCUCUCCACGACGGUCCCGAGCGAUGCCAUGAACGAGUUCGCGGAGGUUCGCGCGCAGCAGGUCGCAAAUAACAACGCCCAGCUCGCUGCGCCUUCCAACAGCACCGGCUCGCUCUCGAUCUACGGCGGUGUCAGCAGGCAACCGAUGCCUCCCGUCCGGGCGAACCUGAACACGCUCGCACGGCGUCUCCCGCACGAGCGCGCCGCACGCAUGCGCAUUGUCGUCACCCAGGCGCGCCCCGCGAUGCACAUGCGCGUCGUGCACUAUGUCGCAGGCUGCACGAUGCAGAUGGCGGCUUCCUUCGGCCCCGUUGCCCUCGCGCUCCUCGCGGGCACUUUCGGCAUCGCCUUCAUGAUAUUCGUCGUCAGUGUUGCGCUUGGUGUGCGGGAGCUUGUCCGUUAUAGGCGCGCGGCCGCCGGGUACACGCCACUGGACUGCGAGGCGAAGGACGCCGAGGUGGUGUUUGAUGCAGAGCAGUACAACCACCAUGUUAUGACCCAACCUACGACUACGACGACACCACCACCAUAUCCCUAAGUUAUCCAUAUUCUUUACUUUGGGCGUACGCUCGAUCCUGUCCUUACAAUAGUACUUGAUUAAUUCUGAUAAACCGAGUGACUACAAUCUGGGACCAAUUAUCUGUAAUCCACAGAGCUAAAGGCGACGCAGAUGUAAAAAUAGUAGCUCGAUACUUGGGAUGCGCUGCGAUAAAUAACACAAUGAGGUGUAUCGACCGACGAAACAACUAGCUACUGGGAUGGAUAAACUUGGGAGUGCACGGUGGAAAGCUAGUUCGAUAGAUAACGAUAGCUAAACGAGACCAAGAAAGCUAUGACUGUCUCUUUGACAGGCCCAACCAAAAUAAUAGAGAAAUCGAAAUGAGCUUACAAUCUGGCGGUAGAAUUCUACUUUCCACUGGAAAUCCUCCUAUUGCGCUGCUUGGAUGCACUUCGCUGUUGGCGCAUCUCUUCGCGGGCGCGCAUGCGUUGCUUCCGGAGGCUCGUCAUCAUCUCCUUCGCAACCGGCGAUAGCUCUGUCGACGACGCGGGUGAUGGCGGCUCGCCGUGUACAAGAUUUGGAUGGCGCUUGUCGAAGAUGGUGCGCAGCGGGACAGCGGGUGGGCUGUUCUCCUUGUCCUUGUCUUCACGCAGGACCUUACGCGCCUGUUUCUUGGCAUGUGUCAUGCGCGUGCUGUUCUCAUCCCCGUCGUGGCCACCCAUGCUCGAGGAUUGCGACACGACACGACGUUUAUGUUGGCGAGUGGGCAUAGGAGUGCAUGGGUCACAUGGCGGCUUCGGUAUACGCGAGCGAUUUGCUGGCGUGGGAUCAGGCGUAGGGAGCUCCGUGGUGGCAUCGCGGGUGGUGCGUUCGUGCUUGAUGCGAAGAUCGGUAGGCGGCUCGCCGCGCGUCUUCGAAGUGUUUUGAGAUCGCGGACGUGGUCCACGGAGCAUCUUGCUCGAGUUUGAAGCGCUAGCGAUCGUUUGUGCAUCCCCAGUGAGUUGGGGGAGAGCUUGAAUCUGAAGGAUACUGGGAGAUAUUGGACGCUCCAUAGGAGGAGGGGAAACAGAAGAUUGAGUAGGGUACGACAGGUUCAGGGUAUCUGUAGAGCGGGACAACGGAUUGAAAGCGGGCGUGAGCUUCGUGAUGGUGGCAGUGUGUAUUUGUGCUAAAGAGGGCAUGGAGAUAUCGCUGGUGUUGGGGCUAGAUGUAGCUGGUUUCGGAAGAGGAGCUGCAGGAAGAGGAGGCAAAGGGGGAAUAUCGUCCUUAGGCGGAAUAGACAGGGCGUAUUGUGAGUGAGCAGAUUGGCUACGCUGCCGCUCCAAGACAGAUCUCCUCCGAUGAGGUAAAAAGCCGAAGACCUCGGCAGCGCGCUUCGGGGAGGAAGGGUCUUCCACCCUACUCUCCUCGAUAACGGAAGGCAGUUCGCGGUCAGUACUUUCACUGACUUCAACCUCCAUGGAGGAGAUGAAAGGGUAGUUGACCGACGCAUCCUGUGAUACUUCGGAAGAGAAUGUAAAGUCUGGAAAGGAGGGCUUGACAGUGGAAGGAUUGCGUGUUGAAAGAGUGUCUUUAGGUGUUUCUACUGGAGCAGUAGAUGCAAGCGAGUGGGUGCUACCUGCAUGUUCGCUACAGAUAGUAAUGAG
Molecule: messenger RNA, 3541 nt
Organism: Phanerochaete carnosa HHB-10118-sp
Lineage: Eukaryota; Fungi; Basidiomycota; Agaricomycetes; Polyporales; Phanerochaetaceae
Exons: 5
Coding region: 186-1934 (582 amino acids)
Biological process (GO): proteolysis
Molecular function (GO): aspartic-type endopeptidase activity
Source: RefSeq, a predicted model, not a curated record